AUGGGCACGUACAAAUACGCGAUAGAAUGGAUAGGCGACGGGUUGCUACUGGGCUCUGGCGCUAGAUGGCUUAGAAAUAGAAAACUUUUAACGCCAGUCUUUCAUUUUAACAACUUGCACAAAUAUUUGAAAGUUAAAAAUCAAUGCGUUGAUGUUUUCCUGGAGAAGUUAUCAAGGUAUGCAGAAGGAGGAGAAAGCAUUGAAAUAAUGAGCCAUCUAUCAAGUUUGACUGUUGACAUCAUACUCAGGUGUGCCUUCUCUUGCGAGAACAACAUCCAGGAAGUUGGCGAAAACCAUCCUUACAUGAAAGCUUGCCAUGAGUUAGAUACUCUGCUGGUGCAAAGAUCGUUGUACCCGUGGCAGCAUUUUGAUUUCAUAUACAAAUUUUCAUCUGAUUACAGAGAGUUUAAAAAAAGCUGCAAAUACGUUCACGAGAUUUCAGGCGAACUAAUCAAAAAACGAAAAGUACGUCUCAAUGAACUUGAACGCUCGGGUGAAAACUCCCCUAAGAAAAAUGAUUUUUUGAACGUUCUAUUGACGGCUCGUGAUGAAGAUGGAAACGGUUUGACUGAUCAUGAGAUCAGAGCUGAAGUUAACACACUGCUCUUUGCUGGCCACGACACGACAUCAUCAUCGGUUUCCUGGGUCUUGUACACUCUGGCCUUAUAUCCACAAUUUCAAAAGCAGUGCCAAGAGGAGAUAGAUGAGAUGUUCUUGGACAAAAAUUCCAAUGACGUUUUUCACGAAGACCUUAAGAGACUUCAAUACCUAACUUGCUGCAUCAAGGAAUCCCUACGCUACCACACCACGGUGCCCUUAAUUGAGAGGGAACUGACGAAGCCCCUGGUCAUCGAUGGGAAGGAGUGUCCAAUCGGGAUGACCGUUUGCCCCAUGAUCUACAGCCUGCACCAUAAUAAAACUGUCUGGCCUGACCACGCGAAGUUUGAUCCGGAAAGAUUCCUUCCAGAAAAUUUUAAAAAAGUUGAACCUUUCGCUUUCGUUCCAUUUUCAGCUGGUCCCAGAAACUGCAUUGGGCAGCAUUUUGCUAUGAAUGAGAUGAAGAUAAUCCUAUGCAAAGUUUUGCACAAAUUUUCAGUUAGUUUGGACCCGGAGCGCGUUGUGAAGAAAAAAAUGUCACUGACCAUAAAAACGGAGAAUGGCCUCUACUUGAAAAUUACUAAAAGAUGA
Molecule: messenger RNA, 1188 nt
Organism: Helobdella robusta
Lineage: Eukaryota; Metazoa; Annelida; Clitellata; Rhynchobdellida; Glossiphoniidae
Exons: 10
Coding region: 1-1188 (395 amino acids)
Molecular function (GO): heme binding; iron ion binding; monooxygenase activity
Source: RefSeq, a predicted model, not a curated record